This is a messenger RNA of Papaver somniferum (opium poppy), 1350 nucleotides long. Its product is annotated as mRNA-decapping enzyme-like protein. The record is from RefSeq and is a predicted model, not a curated record. NCBI's taxonomy places the organism in Eukaryota, Viridiplantae, Streptophyta, Magnoliopsida, Ranunculales, Papaveraceae. Gene Ontology annotation, biological process: deadenylation-dependent decapping of nuclear-transcribed mRNA; positive regulation of catalytic activity; deadenylation-independent decapping of nuclear-transcribed mRNA. Bases 80 to 1162 code for a protein of 360 amino acids. The transcript has 7 exons. Gene Ontology annotation, molecular function: enzyme activator activity; mRNA binding. Gene Ontology annotation, cellular component: P-body.
AAAAACCUCAUGAAGCUUCUCGCUCCUCGGACAAAAUUUAGGGUUUUAACUUUUGUUAGACUAGAAAAAACGAAAAUAAAUGACUCAGGGUGGGAAAUUGCUCCCAAAUCUAGAUCAACAAAGCACCAAACUUCUCAAUCUCACAGUUCUUCAACGAAUCGAUCCAUAUGUUGAAGAGAUCUUAAUCACUGCAGCUCACGUUACUUUCUACAAAUUUAAUGUCGAACUUAGUCAGUGGAGUCGAAAGGAUGUUGAAGGAUCUCUCUUUGUUGUCAAGAGGAACGCCCAGCCUCGCUUCCAGUUCGUUGUGAUGAACAGGCGUAGUACAGAAAAUUUGGUAGAGGAUUUACUUGGAGAGUUUGAGUAUGAGGUUCAGGUUCCAUACCUCUUGUACCGGAAUUCAGCGCAAGAAGUAAAUGGUAUUUGGUUUUACAAUUCACGGGAGUGUGAAGACGUUGCAAAUUUGUUUGGCAGGAUACUUGAUGCAUACUCUAAGGUUCCUCAAAAGCCAAAAGUUUCUUCAACUAAAAGUGAAUUUGAGGAACUGGAAGCAGUCCCAACCAUGGCAGUGAUGGAAGGCCCAUUGGAGCCAUCGUCUACAGCUGGCACUACCGUCACAAAUGUUCCUGAUGAUUCUCCCUUCGUUAACUUCUUCAAUGUGGCUCCGAAUUUAGGGAAUGCUUCAAGCGCAGCAGCUCAUGGACGACCUGACCAAUCUCUGCCAUCUUCUCGUUCUUCUUCCAAUGAACCAAUUAAUGCACCCUCUCCCCCACCAGCCCAGCAAUUACCAUCUCCUGUUUUACCAGCUUCUUCUGCUCCUCUUUUACCUAUUCUUGAUUCUAGUAGCAGAAACAACAGCAACAACAGCCGUCUCACGAAUCUAGUAAAACCCAUUACAUAUUUCACACCUCCUCCAUACUCGUCGCCAUUGAUGAUACCGACAACAUCUUCGUGUAUACCUACUGCUCCUUCUCUUCCACCUCCUCCUCUUCAUCCGCUGGUGGGUCCUCAACGACCACCUUCGCUCACUCCUGCUUCUGCUCCAACAUAUAGGCCAGAAUUUACCCGAGAAAAAGUUCGCAAUGCACUUCUGAGGGUUAUUCAGAAGGACCAGUUCAUUGAUAUGUUCUACCAAGAACUUCUGAAUACGCGUAUUACAUGACUAGUCUAAAUUUUAGGUUGUAAUGAGGUCUACUACUUACUGUCCAUAAUGUAGUUAAUUAAUCAGGUGAAUUUGGAAAAGAGACUUAUUAUUUGUAUAGUUUCAAUCAGGUGUGCAAUUUGUCUAUGACCUUGGUAAAUACUUAAUUUAGGUUAAAUGCAAUUAUGUGAUCUACAACAUGUUUUUCC